Molecule: messenger RNA, 3224 nt
Organism: Halichondria panicea
Lineage: Eukaryota; Metazoa; Porifera; Demospongiae; Suberitida; Halichondriidae
Exons: 8
Coding region: 128-3151 (1007 amino acids)
Molecular function (GO): protein binding
Source: RefSeq, a predicted model, not a curated record
CCCUAUCAUUUCCUGUUUAGUAGCCCAGUGUGAGGUUUUAUCACAAAUUGAAGAAUCAGCCCUUGCUGCUUUGUGUUGAUUGAGACAGAGAGUAGGGACAACUACAAUCAAUGAUACAAAACUGAAAAUGUCCUCUCUUUCACUGAAGGAUGUUAGUAAAAUUUGCGCUGUGGAGAAGCACUGCAUCAUCACAGAUGAUCUUCAGUUAUUGUAUACUGCCACUUUUGGAGCUCGAAACAAGUGGCGCAAUAUCUUACUAAAUCUCAAAGUUAGUAUUGCUACAAUUGAGAGUAUUGGCAGUAAAUUCCGUGAAGAUCCUGAUGAUUGCUAUCGUGAAGGGCUUAUUGAGUGGCUGAAAGGUGGAGAGAGAAGCUGGGAAGAUGUGGUGGAUGCUUUAUGCAGUCCUAUUGUGGGCCACAGUGACAUAGCCACAACAGUUGAGAGAAACCACAUCCUGCAUACUGCAACUUCACAUGAUGUCUCGAGUGUACCUGCUGUUCGGCCGAUAAGCAUGGACAGUUCAAGAUCCUCUGGAGUUUGGUCGAUAGCUGAAAAACAUACUGAGCUUAGGAGAAUCUCUUUUCAGUGUGGUUGUGGAAAUUGCACAGCGCUGGGCUUUAUAAAAGGUAAAGACCGCUGCCGAAGUAAAAAACUCCCUCAGGUCAAAGUUUGGACUCCUGAAACUCUUUCACCUGUGGACAGAAUAACAAAAACAGAACUUCCAUACAGCAUCUUCGAGGAAGCUCUGAAAGACGAAACUCGAAAGGUAUUUGACAGUUUUUGUAGCCUCCUUCAUGCUACAUUCAAGAUGCUUCAGAAAAAUGCUACUUUCGAUGAUGUGAAAGGCUUUGUAAGCAGCCUUCUAGCGAGACGCACCUACUACGGUGAAAUUUACUCAGAAGUGGAGAGUCAACAUUUCGGCUUGAUACGAAAUUUCAGUGAUUUGCGUGAGUAUUUGGAGAUCAACUGUUGCUCUUGGUUCAACUACAAGAUUAUUGUAGCGUUGAGAAAACAGUUCAGAAGAAAUCGACCGCUCAAAAAAGACGAUAAACUGGCCACUUAUAAAGAUUUGUUUAAUCAGUAUGUUAAUCGUCGUUCCUUUCUGUUUCUUGAUGAUCUUGGACCGGAACUACCGCAAGAAAGCUCUGUCAAUGUAAUCUGCAAAAUUGAUGUUGAUUUCACGACUAUCACACCACAGCAAAUAGCACAUCUCAAGAAAGUACUGAUUGAGUGCAUACAACAGAUUUCUGAAUAUAGCUUAACACUGAAGAAUGUGAAGGACGGAUGUACGGAGCUCACCUUUCGAGCACCAGCCUACCUGAGGGGUAUCAAAGAGCUGACACCUACUCAAGUCAACCAACUGCAACAGAAUCGUUUUUUAUUAUUGAAAAUUGAUAAUAAAAUCUUUUUAUCAACUGAGGCACAGAGUGAAGAAACACAUGGAAUUGGCACCAAUUUGUCAGGUCUGUGUACGACAAGCAGAAGCCUACUGAAAGCAUUCCAAGAAGGUGAUGCAUUGGCAGCGAGUCAUCUGAUGGCAUGUGAGGAUUGUACAAAUGGCAUUGACAAAAUCACCGACACUGACAAAAUGUCUCUUCUCCAUCUUGCUUGUCGCUGGGAUUGGGUAUUGUGGGAACAGAUUAUCAUCGAUCUUGUCACUAAAUACAAAUGCACUGUUUCAGCUUUGAACGAAGAUGGAGACACACCCCUUCAUGUAGCAUGCCGAUUUAACAAUGAGAAAGCAGUACAUUUCUUGCUCACACUUGAUGAAUGCAAUCCUGUUGCUCAAAAUAUUGCUGGUGUCACUGCCCUCCAAAUUGCCGACGAGAAACAACAUCAUGGUGUUUUGAGACAAUUACUUUUCUAUUCUGCCAAGCUUGAUUUCGAUGUGGAGGAUUCCAUAUUUCCGUCUAACUAUACUGCUCCAAGCACAAACGUGCAUCAUCAUUUUUUAAGAGAACGAAUGGAGAUGUAUGGAGGAAAUGUAGUGCAAGCACAGAAGUUGCGCAGCAGACUAGAAGGGAGCACCACCUCUGGUGAAACCUCCGUAGAGUCUUCCUUGACUGAUGCUUCUAUAAGGUGCAGUCUGACCAGAGAUUCUGAAGCACUCCUUAAGCCAGCCAACAAAAGGUGUCUACCAGCUGAGCAGACCUAUCAUCAUUCUGGGAACAUUCCCGAUACAAAGACCAUUAGUGUGAGGAGAUACAAUCAACAGCUCCGUCUCGACUGCUCCUUUAAGGACACUUACACAAGAAAGAAUGUAUGCCUCGCUGCGGUAAUGGUUUUGCUGUUUGUGAUAGCUGUAGUAUGCCUUGUUCUUGCAUCUAGUAGUAUGGCUGAGCAGAAUUUCGAAUCUACACUGAUUGUACAACUUCCAGAGCGAUCUUCAGUCUUUAUCAACUCAUUUAUGACAAAAACACUUACGUUGAGCAUCACUAGUACCGAUUCUAAGUUUGAAGUCAAUUUAUUCGCACCAAACUGUGCUACUAUUAUGCUUGAAGAAGUUACAAUCGAUAAAGAAGGCAAUUUUUCCUCAACAGCAGUGAACUACCAUGUUCUUGAUGAGCGUUACGUUUCUACUUCUGGAGUCUUGGAAUAUCAGUUUGAUAUGCCAUCUAGUUUUGCUGGAGAUUGUCCAAUAACUCUUGUAAUUUUCGACGAUCUCUCAAGUUUUGAGCAGUUCCGCUCCACAGGAACGUGGUUGUACUCGUACACUGAAAUGUGUAUUCAGAAUAAUCAAAAUAUCGCGAGUCUAACGCUUCAAGCAAAAUCUUAUUACUUCACUGGCGUUUACAUAUCACCUCAACUAAAACCUGUGCCUGUUACGUAUAAGAUUAAUGGAACUCUCCAGCAGUAUCUUCCAACAUCAUUGGAUAUUUGUACGAUCACACCCGACGAAAACAGCACUUGCACAUUUCAAGCGCUCGGUACGAGUGAGGUAUGCAUUUUAGGUUCUGUACCAAGACGAAGUAGUUCAGAAAUUGUAAAAGCUGAAAUAAGCUAUCAUCUAUCUACUGAUUCAGCAAGUAUUACAGGAGUGGCAGUGACCGCAACAUUUGGGAUUGUGUCAUUUAUACUUCUUGUAUCUAUUUUCAUAGCUAUAGUUGUAGUUUAUAUAGUACGUAAACGAAACCUUGUUCGUGUGUUAUAACUCAUGCUGUGUGUCCGAAUUUUUAUUUUCAUAAUUACAAUCAUGCACAAGUGACAUGCAUAUAAGCAUGUGG